Canis lupus familiaris (dog) is the source of this 1378-nucleotide messenger RNA. RefSeq names its product collagen alpha-2(I) chain-like. NCBI's taxonomy places the organism in Eukaryota, Metazoa, Chordata, Mammalia, Carnivora, Canidae. The record is from RefSeq and is a predicted model, not a curated record. Bases 1 to 834 code for a protein of 277 amino acids. The transcript has 4 exons.
AUGGCGCGGCCGUCCCGCGCGCCCCGGGGCGUCCCCGCCGCCCGCGGCUGUCGAGGGGCGGGGGCGGGUCUGCGCGCCGGGCCCUCGGCGGGGAGCUCCUCGCAGCGCGGCGUCCCCGGCAGGGCUGCGCCCGGGCUCGGCGCCCUCGGCCUGCGGAGAGGCGCGGAGUGUCCCGCCCACCGACGGCUCCGCUCGCGUCCCGGAGCGCGGGGCCGGGCCCGGUGCGCGCUGCUGCCGGACGGUGCGGGGGCGCCUGCAGCCGGCCUGUGCUUCCCGCCGACCAGGCCGGCCGUCGAGGUCGCGCGCGGAGGAGGCGCCAGGAAGCGUGGGGCGGCGCCCGGCCCCCCCCCCGCCCCCCGACCGCCCGCCCCCUGGGCCCGGCGCACCUCUGCAGGUGGGAGCCGCGGUGCAGGCGAGGCGGGAGCCCCGCAACGUCAGGGCGGGGAGGGCUCGAGAGCUCGCCGGGCUGGCCUCCCCUGCGCGCCGACGGGGACACUGAGGCCGGGACAGGGACUGUCCCGGGAGACGCAGCGCUUCCGGACUUCACCAGCCUCUGCCGAGGGCUGGGACCCGCAGGGGCAGUGGAGGAAUGCUGGUCAUCUGCAGAAGACCUUGCAACUCUUCUCCCUACAACUACUUUCCUUAGUUUUGAAGUGCCCUCGGUUUUCAAGCGCCCUUAGAGAGUCCGUAAAUAUAAAGGAGGGGAUCCGUGGAGUUACGGGAAAUUCCUUCAUAUCCCUUGACGCAGAUGCCCCUCAUGCAGAUGCAAAGAUGCCUACUAUUUCCUGUUUGUUGUUUGUGGAAUUGCCGCUGAUUGUUGAAGCAGCUUUCUGAACAGGGAUGAUUGGCAUUGGCUUUACCCAAUGAUUAAGAUGGUCCACAUUCAGGUAAGCAGCUCCACCUCCUUUUCCAGGCUCCCUUUGCUGACAACCUCCUAGUACUCCUCCCUUGGGAACUGGGUUUCUGUCAUUUAUGGUAUUGAAAUAACCUAAACAGACGUAACAUCAAUGGAAGAUUUUCACCAAGAAAAGAGCAUGUCCUUCACAUCACACUGUAGUUCUGUUCGGCAUUUUGCCCAUGAUUUAGAAGACAUAGGAGGCAAGCUGAUUGAACUUGCGGCUGACCACGCUGAGGUGCUGAUGCUGGUAGCUGAUAGAUGCAAGACUCAGAAUAAUCACCAAGUUGGGAGACUGAGCCAAAACCAACAAAGGAGAUACUUUAAAAACUGUUAUGAAAACAUUGUAACAUUACAGGAGACAACAGGAAUAAAAAGUCACUCACAUGCCAGUUAUAGCUCAUUCACCUGCUAGGUUUUCCUAUGUUCUGGGGUUUUUGUUUUUUUUUAAAGAUUUAUUUUAUUUAUUUAUUUAUUUAUUUA